Messenger RNA from Cimex lectularius (bed bug), 2168 nucleotides. It is a transcript of the gene dup, whose product is annotated as DNA replication factor Cdt1. The record is from RefSeq and is a predicted model, not a curated record. Gene Ontology annotation, biological process: mitotic cell cycle; DNA replication checkpoint signaling; regulation of DNA-templated DNA replication initiation. Gene Ontology annotation, cellular component: nucleus. Bases 136 to 2106 code for a protein of 656 amino acids. Gene Ontology annotation, molecular function: DNA polymerase binding; DNA binding. The transcript has 8 exons. NCBI's taxonomy places the organism in Eukaryota, Metazoa, Arthropoda, Insecta, Hemiptera, Cimicidae.
UAGUUAAAAGGCGGCUUUCCCGCCUCGACCCACAAAGGAAAUCCAGGAGCGUCCGAGUUCAGACGUCGCCUUGAAAACUUCAUUUUAACUAGUUUAUUUUAUUUCCCCGGUUCGUAUUUUAUUUCUCACAGGACAAUGGCUCUUCAGACGUCUAUCGCGGAAUAUUUCAACAGCAAGAAACGUCCGGCGGCUGACGAGAUAGUCAGAAGCCCGAAGGUGGUCGUGCUCGAGGGCGUCCCGCAAGAGACGGGGGACUUCGCGGAAUGCUGCGCGUCGCCGAAGUCCGAUGCGCUUUCCGCCUACCAGGACUCGCCGGCUGCAGAAAAGCUCGUCGUUUACAGGGAAUCGCCGAAAAGCGCGGGCCCGAAGUCCGUCCAGGCGCCAAAGCUCCAACGCAAGACCCCGAGGACUGCGAAGAGAAUAGCGAGAAAAGACUCUUCGGAGACUACGAAUGGAGACAUAAGAAGAUCUUUACUUCCUUCGUUUCAAAAUGCAGACAACGAGGUGGAGCCUGAGAAAGAUGUCAUAGUCCCGUUUCAAGUGAGGGGUCUGCCUUCCCCUAAAAAGAAAACUAAGGCGGCAUCAAUUUUCGCUAAGGAGGAGAAUGAUGUGAAAAAGAGUGAGCUUGUCAAGAACGGGAAAACGCAAGAGCUUAGGCUCUCCGAAGUCAAGGACAAGCUGUUGAAAAGUUCACGGCUUGAAAAAUUGAAGCAGGCGCUUAAAAAAGUCAACGAGAGCCAAGGACAGCUCAGGGAGGUCGAGGCUAAGAAGGAAGCCCUGCAAAACUCACCGACUUUCAAGAAGUUCACGAAAAUUGAGAUUGAAGUACCGACGAGCGCUGGGAAGAAUUUUAUGGAUGAGACCAGGGUGGCGUCUUCACCAAGCACGCUUAGGGCGGCGGUGUUCAAGUCGCCUUCGAAAUACCCGCCGGGUAAAAUGCCGUACAUCUCGCCCAGGAAGCUUUUUGACAGCCCGCAGAAAAGCCCUCUCACUAGUCCGACUAAAUCUCCAGCUUUCCAGACUUAUUACAAUCUCGCUUGUGCUGGAAAACCGACGCUUGUCCUUCCUUACAAAUACAAAUUCUUGGCAGAAAUAUUUAGGUCAGUGGACACUGUUGUUUCUAUAAUGUUUAACAGAAAGGAGACAAUAUUUUUUGAAAAGCUCAAAGCAUCAGUUCAGCAGAUGUCGAAAAAAAAUUUGACGGAGAAUAUUUUAGGCCAGAUAAAGAGCGUCCUUCCUAAUUCCUAUACGUUCAGAAGGGAGAAGAGGCACACUUUUUCGAACCAGGGGGAAAAAUACGAACUAGUUAUCAGCCCGAUUUUAGAUGGCAAAGACCACCUCGGACCGUCGCUUUUGCUCGAAAGACAGCGCGAGUUCUUCAAAUCGUUGCUGGAGUUGGUUAAAGACCACCACGAAGUCUACUUACAGUCUUUAAUCCCACCGCUCACUGUUCCUAAGGACAAGUUGACCCGUUGGCAUCCAGAGUUCAACAUCGACAACUGCCCGGACGUUCCUUCCGCAACGAUGCCGCAGUGUCUAGAUAAUGAGAAGAUCUCUUCUGCAAAAGAAGUUUUAACAAGAGCUAGAGAUCUGAUAGGAAUCAAUACAAGAAUGGACAAAGCAUUGGAAAGGCUGUGCGAGAAGAAAGACAAAGAAAACGGCAUCACGCCCGCCUCGCAAGCUUUACCCGGUUUGGCCAACGCCUUGAAAGGAAUACCAAAGUCUCUUUUAGAAAAGGUGCGUGCGAGACAGGCGGCAAAAGCGGCCGAGUUCCUCACCAGAUCUCCAGAGGAGACGAAGCGCAGGCUUGAGUUCACUCGUUUACCUGAGAUGGCACGCAUUAUCAGGAAUAUGUUCGUCCUUGAGAGAAAGAACAUCCUGUCUAAGUAUACAGUUUUGGAAAAGAUGCAGAACAGCUACAGAGAACACCUGACAAACAAAGAGUUAGAAAGACAUUUAGACCUGCUCAAGGAGUCAGUACCGGGUUGGGUCAUAGUGUACGAUGUAGACGGCGAGUCGUACGUCAAAUUAGCCAAAGACGCUGAUAUGUCCAGAGUUAUGACACGCCUGGAAGAAUUAAUAUCUGAGAACCGCCUUAAUUUUUAAACCUAAAAAAGAACAAAAAAAUCUCAACUUAUAUUUUAACUUACUUUUAAUUCUUUUUAUAC